Leucoraja erinaceus (little skate) is the source of this 3150-nucleotide messenger RNA. It is a transcript of the gene gcc1, whose product is annotated as GRIP and coiled-coil domain containing 1. NCBI's taxonomy places the organism in Eukaryota, Metazoa, Chordata, Chondrichthyes, Rajiformes, Rajidae. The transcript is spliced from 3 exons. Bases 186 to 2537 code for a protein of 783 amino acids. Gene Ontology annotation, cellular component: Golgi apparatus. The record is from RefSeq and is a predicted model, not a curated record.
CCCCCCUCUCUCCCGGCCCCUCGCCGCGACCUUCUCAAGAUGGCGUCUUUCUUGUUCUAUUGCCGACGGGUUCCAGGCCGCUGUCGCUGCGCCUUGAAAUGAACCCCGACUGAGAUGAGGAAUCGGAUUUCCAGAGGAAGGGAAUCCGGAUGGUUUGUUUGCUCUGAGGUCCACUUUGAAUUGACAUGGAGAAGUUUGGUGUGAACUUUGGUGGUGGCCCCAGUAAGAGAGAGCUUUUGGAUACCAUUGAAACUCAGAAGAAGCAACUGUUCCAGUACCAGGCACGUUUGAGAGACGUCGUGCAGGCUUACAAAAGUCUCCUUAAAGAGAAAGAGGCUUUAGAAGCCAGUUUAAAAGUUCUCUCUGUAUCACAGGAAGUAGAUAAUAAUUUACAGAACAUAGACUCUGUGAGUGCAGCGUUCUGCUCUGACAUUGGAGAUGAUCAAAGCUCAGUCCAUAGUGAGGACAGUCUGAGGACUGUGAAUAGUUUGGACACAACAGCCAGUUUGACUAGUAGCAACAAAGGAGAGUUAAAUAAUGAGGACAAGAUAUUGGGAGAAUUGGAAGCUGGGGGGAGCCCUCCAAAGAGUGAGGAAGCCAACAGUACUGAAAGUGGUAUUGUUGUGAGUGGGGAACAGCAGAGCCACAGUGAAACUGAUAAAAAAAUGCAAUUGAAAGGUCAUUUGGCAACACUGACAAAUGCUUUGGCAACUGUUACACAAGAAAAAUCACGAAUGGAAGCUUCUUAUUUAACAGACAAGAAGAAAAUGAGACAAGAGCUGGAAGACUUGACACAGAAGUUUCAAGAAGAAGACUCCAAAUAUGAAGCUGAGAUUAAAAAAGUCCAAGAACAACUAGCAGAGGCUAAGGCACGGAUUAUUACCCAGCAACAUGAGCGGGACCGGGAGCAAAUUGACCACGCCACAAUGCUUCAUGAACUUCAAAAGCUGCUGCAGGAAGAGAGAGCUUUUCGUCAAGAUAUUGAACUAAAACUUGAAGACACAAAGGAUAUAUUGACUUCAAAAAGUUAUGCGGCAGAUAGGGUAGAUGACUGCGAGGCUCAAAUGAAACAUUUGAGUAAGGAGGUGGAAGAGGUGAGGACUGCACUACGGCUUGCUGAAGAAGAGAAGAGAAAACCACACCCACGUUUACAGGAAUUGGAGAUGGAAAUAACUGAGACAAAGGCUCAUUAUCAGGCACAACUUCAUUUGGAAAUAAGGAAGGCUGCACAGUCCCAAGAACAGCUUCGUCACUUCUCUCAAAUGGAGGAGGAACGAGUCGCAAAUUUGGAAACCCGAGUCUCUGAGCUUUCUGAUCUUGUCGGUACUUAUGACAAGGGUAAGCAGAAAGACAAGAUGACAAUUCACAAACUGAAAGAGCGAAUUAUACAAUUGGAUAUGGAGAACAAGACUUUGGCCAAUGCUGCAUCCAACAGAACAUCGUUGGAUCUAAUGGUCGAUGAAUCUAAUCUAGAUGUCAAUAUUUUGAGAGACAAAAUGGAAAAGCUAAAGAAACUGUUGGCACUGGCAGACCGGAAAUCACAGGAACCCUUAGACAUGGAGAAGCUUUGUGAAGUUGAUUCCACAGACACACCUGACACGUCAGAUGGAGAGAAGGCUUCUGUUUUCUAUUAUCAACAGGAGUUGAAACAGUUGAAGGAAGAAUUUGAACGCUAUAAAAUGAGGGCUCAAGUUGUGCUCAAAAACAAGAACACUAAAGAUGGCAAUACAACCAAAGAGUUAGAGACUUUGCGUGAGCAGCUGGCAGAGCUGAAAGAGAAGUAUAUUACCCUCCGCCUUGCAUGUGAUGAAAUGGAAGCCAAGCACAAAUGUGAUAAUGAGGCACAUAAACAGUAUAUUACCCAGCUUCAAACAGCUCAUAAGAAAGAAAUGGAAAAGAUUGAGAUCCAGUAUCAUGAAAGAGUUAUUAAACUGGAAGAAGAAAUGCACAAACAUAGAGACAGGGCUCUUGCAGUCUUAGCGGAGAAAGACAGAGAGACUGAAACACUACGCUUGGGCUCCAGUGGGCUAUCAAGUCAUAAAAACUAUGUUGAAAACAAGUUUUGGUCUGAGGGGAAUGGUUCUCAGAAUGAAGAUGAUCUUCAAGAUGAUUUCUGUCAAGCUAUUGUGAAGCAGACUGCUAAAUAUUCAGGACCUAAUGAGCCUACUUUUCUUCACUAUGCAGAACAGCUGGCACGAAAGGAGCUUGAGGUCACAACACUGAGGAAGCAAAAACACCAAAUGGAAGCUGUAGUUCAUCAGCUGGAGGACAGUCUCCUAAUGGAGAAAGAAAGGCACAAAGAAAAUGUUGAGGCUCUUCAAGAUGAAAUACAGAAACACCUCAGAGAUAAAAAUCGGGAAGGAUCCAACCUGGAAUAUGUGAAAAAUGUGACCUACAGGUUCCUGACCCUGUCUGAUGCUCUGGGGCGCCAGCAGACACUGACCGCUAUUCUCACCAUUCUGCAUUUCAGCCCUCAGGAGAAGCAGAAUGUGAUGAAGCAUCAGGCCAGCAGUUGGUGGAGUUCUGGGAAAAGAUGAUUUGUGCGAUAUUUAUUAACUCCUGAUUGUUCUUUGAUCUUAAAUUCCACUUUUUACACUCAUUCAUUCUCAUAGUUUUUUGCUAGGCCAUUUCUGAUUUUCGUAUCUCCAAAGUUUGAUAUCAUUGCCAUUAACCUGAAAAUUAAUACCUUCAAAAUCGCAUUAUGAUACUUCCGUAUUUGACAAUGAUGUAAAAUUGGAAUGUUUUGUAAACUGGUUCAUAUCUGCAAUUUUUACAGGAUUAAGGACGUGAACCUGAUACGAAAGAAGAGAAAAAUGUUUGUGACAAUAUUGUUUUCGUAAUAUCUGCUUCAAAUGCUGGUGCUAAAAAGCUUUGCCUUGGGAAAUAGCAGCCUUAUUGACGAAAAUAACUUUUUAGUUUCCUGUUCAGUUCUGAUUAUAAAAUGGAAUGACCAAUAACUCUUACUUCCAUUUCAUUCAUUUUAUGUAUAGGUUUUGAUCCUGUGUGGUUGAAACAAUAAGACAAACUUGACAUCUGCCUUGAACUUUUUUUGUGAUGAAAGGUCAUCCAAAUUUGUGACAAUAAUUAUUUCCACAAAGAGCUCCAUCUAAGCUGGGUCAAUUCUCAUUAAACAAAAGAUUUGGAAUUGUU